Oryzias latipes (Japanese medaka) is the source of this 2017-nucleotide messenger RNA. It is a transcript of the gene dus4l, whose product is annotated as dihydrouridine synthase 4-like (S. cerevisiae). Gene Ontology annotation, molecular function: flavin adenine dinucleotide binding; tRNA dihydrouridine synthase activity. Lineage: Eukaryota; Metazoa; Chordata; Actinopteri; Beloniformes; Adrianichthyidae. The record is from RefSeq and is a predicted model, not a curated record. Gene Ontology annotation, biological process: tRNA processing.
GCAAAAGUUCAUAGGUGAAACACGCCCACAUCUCCGUCCGUGGCAUGGUGUGGUGCUUUAGCUAGCUUGUGGCGAACAAUGAAGACUGCCUCUGGAAACACGAGCAUCAUGGAUAUGUUUGAAGAGGGAAAAGUGGUGAAGAUGUGUGCCCCAAUGGUUCGAUAUUCAAAGUUGGCCUUCAGGUCUUUGGUCAGGAAGUACAGCUGUGACGUGUGUUUCACCCCCAUGAUCAUUGCUGCAGAUUUCUUGAGAUCCGUCAAAGCCAGAGACAGCGAGUUCACCACCAACAAAAGUGACCGGCCCCUAAUUGUCCAGUUUGCUGCCCAGGACCCCCAGACUCUGGCUGAUGCAGCAUGUGUGGUGGCACCCUUUUCAGAUGGAGUUGACCUCAACUGCGGAUGUCCUCAGAGAUGGGCGAUGUCAGCUGGCUAUGGCGCUUGCCUCAUCAACAAGCCUGAACUUGUUGAAGACAUGGUGAGACAUGUCAGGAACCAAGUGGACAAUCCAGACUACACAGUAUCCAUCAAAAUAAGGAUUCACAAAGACUUGAGGCAGACGGUGGAUCUGUGUCAGAAGGCCGAAUCAGCCGGAGUAUCGUGGAUAACAGUCCACGGCCGUACAACAGAGGAGCGCCACCAGCCGGUGCACUAUGAUGCAAUAAAGACGAUCAAAGACAGUGUAUCUGUCCCUGUCAUUGCCAAUGGAGACAUCAAGUACCUCCGGGAUGUGGAGUCCACUCACCAGCACACCGGAGUCAACGGUGUGAUGGCCGCACGGGGGUUGCUAGCCAACCCUGCCAUGUUUGCUGGAUAUGAGGACACUCCUUUGCAGUGUAUAUGGGACUGGGUGGACAUUGCUGUUGAGCAAGGCACUCCAUUUUCCUGCUUUCACCACCAUCUCAUUUACAUGCUGGAGAGAGUUAGCUCCCAGCCUGAGAGAAAGGUGUUCAAUUCUCUGUCCAGUACCUCUGCAGUAAUAGACUACCUCCAGAACACCUAUGGGUCAAUUCAUGACCCAGACACACAAAUCUGUCCAUUUUGAGGUUUUUAUUUGAACUAUAUUUGUUUUUAUGUCAAAUAAAGGUGCAAUUUUGUUACAUUAAUUUUCUUGUUUUUCACAGCUUGAGUUUGUGUAUUGAGUCAAAAAACCAAACGAUCUGGAAAUUUCAAUCGAAAAUCUAUUUUCUUGAUUGGUAAUGAUUUCAAUAAUUUCUUAGUAUUUUAAUCAUAAAGGUGCAUUUAAAGAAUUUACAUAUUUUUACAUUUACAUUAACAAUAUACCAACUUUUAUUAUGGCUAAUUUAAGACCAGCUAAAGCUCACAUCCUGUUCAUAACAGAUUAUUUUUGUGGUCAUUUUUUGUAUGCCAAAAUAGCUAAUCAUAAGUUAUAAGUUACAGAUAUAAAAAUAAGUACAAUUGUUAUGUUUUAACUUGGACUCAUCAUAACAAAUUGCAAAUUGUCUUUAUACAAUUACUACCCUGUUAAAUAUUUUAUUUCCCAAAGACCCUGAAAGGAUAUUGACACCAGCUGAUUAUUUUGAACCAAUCCUGUAGAAACCUUUAUAUAUGUAUUUUGGAAUUGUGCACAUUUUGGUCUGGUGUUUCAGACCUGCUACAAAAAAUGUUCUCCACCUUUCUUUUUGUUUUAAACAUACAGAAUUUGGAUUUUUGAAAGACAAGUGAGCAAAUAUUUUCUACUUAAUUUAGUUAAUUUUCACUUCGGUCAAAUAUUUUAUUCAUAAAUGUAAAUAAACAAAUGAAAAACCUUUCUUGCCCAGUUUUAUCUGUGAAUUUAAAAAGUCUGCUGAAUGUAUUAAAAACCCAGAGAAUUUUAAGGCUUUAAAAAUGUGGACAUAUUUGAAAAAUACGAUUAAAUUAUUAGUGAUGUUUGUGAUUUAUAGGAAUACAGUCUGUCAUUUUUUAUUUUAUUAUUUUAAUUUAUUGCUAUCUUCCCUUGGCAGCUUUGAUCUGUUUUGUGUGUUUUAUAAAACUGCCAAAAUUGCAAAUAAAGUCUUUUG